Molecule: messenger RNA, 1374 nt
Organism: Dipodomys ordii (Ord's kangaroo rat)
Lineage: Eukaryota; Metazoa; Chordata; Mammalia; Rodentia; Heteromyidae
Gene: Ccr3
Product: chemokine (C-C motif) receptor 3
Exons: 2
Coding region: 58-1131 (357 amino acids)
Biological process (GO): immune response; G protein-coupled receptor signaling pathway; inflammatory response
Cellular component (GO): cytoplasm; membrane
Molecular function (GO): C-C chemokine receptor activity
Source: RefSeq, a predicted model, not a curated record
AGAGAAAAAGGCUGCAGAGGUGGUUUAUUUAGAAGAUUAUUUCCAGGACCAAGUAGAAUGGAGACUCCUAGAAUGGAGACUUGGACCGGGGUGGUGAUUGGCACAACACCUUAUGAUUACAACUGGGCUUCGCCUUGUGAGAAAAUCAGCAUCAAGGAGCAGGGGGCUCAGUUCCUGCCCCCUCUGUAUUCUCUGGUGUUCAUCCUGGGCCUGCUGGGGAACACCAUGGUCCUGGUGAUUCUCAUCAAAUACAAGAGGCUCAGGAUUCUGGCCAACAUCUACCUGCUCAACUUGGCCAUCUCCGACUUGCUCUUCCUCGGCACGCUUCCUUUCUGGAUCCACUACGCCACGUGGGGUGAGUGGGUUUGGGGGAGCAUCCUGUGCAAGUUCAUCUCUGGAUCUUAUUACCUGGGCCUGUACAGCGAGAUCUUCUUCAUCAUCCUGCUCACCGUCGACAGGUACCUGGCCAUCGUCCAUGCCGUGUUUGCCCUUCGAACCCGGACGGUGAUGUUCGGUGUGAUCACCAGCGGUGUCACCUGGGGUCUGGCCGGGCUGGCGGCCCUCCCUGAGUUCAUCUUCCAUGAAUUCCAAGAACACCUGAACGAGUCGAUCUGCAGCCCUCUCUACCCAGAGGAUGAAGAAGAGCGCUGGAAGUAUUUCCACGUGCUGAGAAUGAAUAUCUUGGGCCUGGCUCUGCCCCUUCUCUUGAUGGUCAUCUGCUACUCCAGGAUCGUGAAGACGCUGCUUCGAGGCCCCGGGAAGAAAAAAUUCAAGGCCAUCCGCCUCAUUUUCAUCAUUAUGAUGGUCUUUUUCCUGUUCUGGGCUCCUUACAACCUGGUGCUGCUCCUCUCGGUUUUCCAAGGCCUGGUGUUGGAGAACAGCUGUGAGCAGAGCCAACAGCUGGAUGUGGCCAUGCAGGUGACCGAAGUGAUCGCCCACACCCACUGCUGCGUCAACCCGGUCAUCUAUGCCUUCGUGGGCGAGAGGUUCCGGAAAUAUCUACGCCAUUUCUUCCAGAGGCACGUGCUCAGCUGCGUGGGGAACUACAUGCCUUUCCUUCCUGGGGAGAAGCUGGAAAGGAGUUCCCUUUCGCCUUCCACGGGGGAGUUGGAACUCUCUGCUGUGUUUUAGAUCCCUGGGGUGCACAAAAAAAAGAUGGAUUAGGAAGAGGAAAUGAAUGCACAGAGUCAACCAUCGGUGGCUAGAGAACAAAAGAGAGGAUCUUUUUGUGCCUCUGAGCCACAGAAACAUGCUACCUAUUACACACACACACACACACACACACACACACACACACAAUUCAGAAUCAUGUGUGAUCAGCAAAAGGUGAAGCUAUUAUAGCUAUUCUUCACACCUAUCCAGACAGCCACCAGA